AUGGACAAGAAAGCCGAAGGACACAUCGAGCAGGUCUUGGAGACCGGAUCCUCCCUGGACACCCACAACGAAAAGGUGCAAGUCGAUAUUGAGCAUGCGCAACAGCUUGCAGCAGCCUAUAUGCCCGGUAGCCCAGAAGAGAAGGCACUAGUCCGCAAGCUCGACUGGCGUCUCGUGCCUACGUGCUGGACGAUGUACUUGCUAAGCAAUGUCGACCGAUCAAACAUUGGGCAUGCGAAGAUUGGCGGGCUGGAAGACGACUCCGCAUUGACCUCUACGCAGUACUCGGUUAUCGUGCUCGUCUUCUUCGUCUCGUAUCUGGUCUACGAAGUACCCCGCUCACACAAAGAUGAAGAUAACAUGAUCCUGAAUCGAGUCAAACCCUCGUACUAUCUACUACUAUUGGGUGUCCUGUGGGGCAUCGUCGCAAACCACAAGCACUUAGUAGCUAUGAGAUUCCUUCUCGGUAUCUUUGAGGCCGGGUUCGCUCCAGGAUGCACGUUCUACCUGUCGUCGUGGUACAAGAAGUACGAGCUCACAUCGCGCUUCGCGUGGUUAUAUACCUCCGUGGCCGUUGCCGGGGCAUUGUCUGGUCUGCUUGCUGGCGUCAUUACAGACUACAUGGACGGCGCAGCCGGCAUUCGUGGCUGGCGUUGGCUGUUCAUCCUCGAAGGCCUCGCAUCAGUACUUGCGGCUGUCGUGGUCUUCUUCAUCCUUCCGGACUUCCCAACAUCGACCAAAAGCAAGUUCCUGACCGAAGAAGAGCGCGUCUUGGCAUGCAAUCGCCUUGCAAUAGAAGGCAUUGGCCUCACACAAGGAGCUCAUGAACGGAUUGGCGAAUGGCAAGCGUUCAAGAUGACCUGCGCUGACUGGCGAACAUGGUGCUUAUGUCUCUUGUUCGUGCUCGGGACUGGUUCCCAGACGAUGCAGUACUUCGUGCCGUCCCUAGUGAAGACAUUCGGUUGGGAGGGUAAUACCGCUCAAUGUAAGCUCAACUUCAUCCUAUGGCGUGACUUCACUAAUGUGAGCACAGAUCAUACAAUCCCGAGCUACGCCUUCGCAGUGAUCUGCAUUCUUUCAAGCUGCUUCCUCGCCGAUCGCAUCAAGAACAUCCCACUCGACUUGGCUGGACUGUCAGGCUUUGGCUUCAUCUUCUUUAUUGCUACCACUGCUUGCAGUGAUGGUAUGACGCGAUAUGCGUUGGCCAUCUUCGCCUUCGGCACGGUCUACGGGUGCUCCCCACUUGUCAAGACCUGGAUCUCACACGUCCUUGGCCAUCCAGCUGAAAAGCGCGCGAUUGCUAUUGCCUUGAUCAAUGCCAUUGGCAAUGGCUCUUCGAUAUAUGGUUCCUUCUUAUGGCCUAGCCAUGAUUCACCCAAGUAUUUGAUCGGGUUUGGUACAACCACCGCUUGA
Molecule: messenger RNA, 1413 nt
Organism: Fulvia fulva
Lineage: Eukaryota; Fungi; Ascomycota; Dothideomycetes; Mycosphaerellales; Mycosphaerellaceae
Product: MFS transporter prlL
Exons: 7
Coding region: 1-1413 (470 amino acids)
Biological process (GO): transmembrane transport
Cellular component (GO): membrane
Molecular function (GO): transmembrane transporter activity
Source: RefSeq, a predicted model, not a curated record